CUGCCUUCAUUUUUCUCCCCUUUUCUCACUUCGCCACUUCUCUUUCGGCUAUUGUUAUGUUAUGGGCCGGGUUCCGGAGGAGUUUCCGGCCGAAUCUCUGGAUAUUGCCAUAUUGAAUUCCCUCAUUAAUGCCUCUUUCACACCACACUGAUUCCUAAGGUAGUGUCUCAGUCAAUGCCGUGAGACCAAAUCAGUCUCUUCCGGCUGUUUUAUUAGAACCGCCGCUGCAUUCAAGAAACCCAGCAUUAAAGAUCUUUUUUUUUGCCUUUUCGCAUUCUUAGCCACCUUAUCCCUGGUUUGUAAAGAUCGGAUUUUGAGGGUUUGGGUAGUUCUUGACACAAUGGCUGCUCAGAGAAGAAGGGCGUUCGACCCUGUGAUUGGGGUCAGUUUUAGAGGACGCGGCGCGAUGGGGAUGCCUGCGGGAUUCUUCUCUGUCUCACAAGAUGAAUCUGACAUGGACACUGAUUCGGACGACGAGGUUGGGGUGGCGGGUUUUUCGUACGAGACAUCACCUCAGGACGACAAGAUUCCUAAUGGAAGGCGGAAGGGUCCCCCAAAUGGUCCUCAGCAGUGCCCUACACGGCCUAUCUUCAGUGAGGGCAUUCCUAGUGCUCCACCCUUUGCUGGAUCCUAUGAUUCUUUCAACCGAACUACUGAUCAGUUUAAGAGUUUUGAGGCAGAAGUUACUGACAUGUCCCGCGGUUCUUCGGCAGCCACCACAAGCACUAGCACAUCGCAGGGCACGGAUAAAAGUAGAAUGCCCGAUUCAUCCGAGAGGUCCGCUGUUGUAUCCAAUACUCAUGUGUUUUCUCAGUUUCCUACAUACCAUGCAAGUGGGCGAGGUACAUGGCAUGUUUUCAUUUCCUAUGAGGCAUGCCUACGCCUUUGCCUCCAUUCAUGGGGAAAAGGCUGCACGGAAGCUCCAGUAUUUUUGGAAAAUGAAUGUGAUUUAUUACGAAAUGCAUUUGGCUUAAAGCAGGCGUUACUGCAGCCAGAAGAAGAUUUACUGAGGAGAAUGUCUUCAGAUCUUGUCAGUGAGGGAGCCAUAGUUAAAACAAAGAAGACUUUUGGCAAGUUGAAAGUCCAAGUGCGCAGAGUGAAAAUGGGAUUCGAACCACCAAAUGGGUGCAGCUUUUCCUCUAUAAAACCAUCAAAAGAGAAGAUUGAUUCACUUCGUUUUCAGAUUUCCACCGUAAAAUCAACACUAAGUUCUGAGUGGGGAGCGAUAAGGAAACUCCGUGUUUCUCCUAGGCUUCCUCCAAAUGCCCCUUUUUCGCAUCAAAGCUUAGCAGUUUUGCAUGCUGGUACUCGGUAUAUGAAAGAUGUAUCUGGAAUUUUAAAACUUGGUUAUACUACCUUUAGAAGCACUUCAAAAUCAUACGAAGUGGUGCCAGAAACAUAUUCAUGUUUGUUGAGGGUGAAGAGUUUACCCGAGGUGGAAGCUGUCAAAAUGCAGGCUGGAUCUACGGAAAGUCAUAUAUUCCUACCUGAUGGAAUUGGAGAUGACUUAAUUAUUGAAGUGCAGGAUUCAAAAGGAAUUUAUUGUGGCCGUGCUAUUGCUCAGAUAGCUGAUAUUUCUGAAGAUCAUGGUGAGAAGCUACGUUGGUGGCCCAUAUACCAUGAACCAGAGCAUGAAAUUGUUGGAAGAGUACAAUUGUACAUAAACUAUUCUACCAGUGCUGAUGAUAAUCGUGAUACUAAGUGUGGGACUGUUGCGGAGACUAUUGCCUAUGACUGUGUUUUGGAGGCAGCAAUGAAAGUGCAGCAGUUCCAACAGAGAAAUUUAUUGCUUCAUGGUUCUUGGAGGUGGCUAGUAUCUGAAUUUGCAUCCUACUAUGGAAUCUCUGAUGCAUACACCAAGCUAAGGUAUCUUUCAUAUAUUAUGGAUGUUGCCACACCAACUGCAGACUGUUUGAAUUUAGUUCACGAUUUGAUAUUACCCGUGGUUAUGAAAGGAAGAACUAAGAACAGCUUGAGUCACCAAGAGAAUCGUAUCCUGGGAGAAGUUUCUGAGAAAGUUGAAGAGAUCAUUGCUUUGGCUUUUGAAAACUACAAGUCUCUGGAUGAAUCAUUGCCAACCGGGAUAGCUGAUGUAUUCAGACCAGCUACUGGCCUUGCUCCUCCUGCUCUUGCUUCUGCUUUAAAGCUCUAUAGUCUUCUGCAUGAUAUUCUAUCUCCGGAGGCACAGCUAAAGCUCUGCAGAUACUUUCAGAUUGCUGCAAAGAAGAGAUCCAAACAUCACCUGUCAGGGACAGAUGAAUUUGUAUCUAAUAACAAUGAGAAGUUUUUGAUGGAUCCUGUAGCUUUUUCAACAGCUUAUCAGAAAAUGGUCUCACUUUGUUUGAAUAUCAGAAAUGAAAUUCUUACUGACUUGGAGAUCCACCAACAAGAUGUACUGCCAAGUUUCUUGGACCUUCCAAAUCUGUCUUCAGCCAUAUAUAGCACAGAGCUAUGCAACAGAUUGCGUGCAUUCCUAGUUUCAUGUCCUCCCGCUGGCCCAUCAUCUCCCAUGGCAGAUCUCAUUAACGCAACGGCUGAUUUUCAGAGGGAUCUUACUUCCUGGAAUAUAAGUCAUGUCAAAGGUGGAGUUGAUGCAAAGGAGUUGUUCGACUUAUACAUAAAGCGCUGGAUCUAUGACAAACGGAUUUCUUUGCUUGAUUUGUGCAAGAUUGAUAAGAUGAAGUGGUCUAGCAUGGACACACAGCCUUCCACAACUCCUUUUAUCGAUGACAUCUAUGAUCGCUUGAAGGAAACCUUGAGUGAAUAUGAGAUCGUCAUCAGUCGCUGGCCCGAAUAUGUUUUUCCAUUAGAAAGUGCUAUAGCUGAUGUUGAGAGGGCAGUUAUAGAAACUUUGGACAAACAGUAUGCGGAGGUUCUGUCUCCACUCAAAGAAACAGGGAUGCCAUUUAAAUUAGGUCUGAAAUACGUCCAUAAAAUGACCAAGGGGAAUGUUUGUCCAUAUGCAGUUCCCAAUGAGUUGGGAAUUCUUCUGAAUUCCAUGAAAAGGAUGCUUGAUAUUGUACGACCCCAAAUAGAAGCUCAAUUCAAGUCAUGGGGUGCUUGCCUACCCAAUGGCGGCAAUGUCCUCGCAGGAGAGCGUAUCAGUGAAAUAACAAUAAUGCUUCGGACAAAAUUCAGAGGCUAUAUGCAAGCGUUGAUGGAUAGGCUUGUUGAAAAUACAAAGUUGCAGAACAGCACAAAGUUGAAGAAGAUAAUCCAAGAUGCAAAGGAGGGAAUAGUCGAAUCAGACUUGCGCAGUAGGAUGCAGCCUUUGAAGGAAAUGCUAGAAAAUAUGAUAGAACAACUUCAUGCAGUGUUUGAAACACAAGUUUUCAUAAUUAUUUGUCGAGGCUUUUGGGAUCGGAUGGGACAGGACGUGCUAAAGUUUUUGGAAGAUAGAAAAGAUAGCAGGUCUUGGUAUAAUGCCUCGCGUGUUGCAGUAACGAUUUUGGAAGAAAUAUUUGCCUCACACAUGCAGAAGUUGUUGGGAAAUGCACUUCAAGAGAAAGACAUGGAGCCACCAAGAUCCAUUCUCGAAGUUCGAUCAAUGCUUCGUAAGGAUGCAGCAAAUGACAAAGACAACGACUUCUUCUACUAAAAACGUUGAAUAAUUUUUUUUAAAUUCGUUCUACUAGUAUAUGGUGUAAAUAAUGUAUACCGGAAUGCUUGGAAUAUGCUCAUGCAUUUUUUUGCUAGAGUAUCCUAUGUCGUAGGGUGUUUUUUUUACUUCGUUUAGAAGUGCAGAGCGAAGAAAGUGAUUCGGUGAAGGUAUUCAGGUAGAGUAAUGAGGAAGAGAGAAAGUUUAGAGCUCAAAUCAGUAAGUUGUAUAUUCAAGGGUCUAAUGAAAACUUAAUUCUUUU
Molecule: messenger RNA, 3860 nt
Organism: Cuscuta campestris
Lineage: Eukaryota; Viridiplantae; Streptophyta; Magnoliopsida; Solanales; Convolvulaceae
Source: the annotation of a GenBank genome assembly